AUGGACGACACUAAGAAAGAGUCGGUCCCAACGCCUAUUCAGGAGCCUACUACAAGCACAGAAACCACCAACGGCAUCGACGAGCUUUGGCAAAUAGCUCAUGCACAUGCUCACGAUGAGAUCUGGGGUGUGCAACUUGCAGAUCCGAAAACACAUGUCCCGUCCCAGAUCGUCUUCCAGAAGUUCAUUAAUGCCUAUGAUGGAGAUCUAACCCAAGCCAAAGACAAGUUGAAACGCACUCUGGACUGGCGGCAAGAGAACAAGCCUCUUGACCUACUCAAGAAGCCGCAUUCGGCAUCCAAAUUCGACGGCCUGGGCUACGUCACAAGCUACGGCAGUGCCCUUCCCGGAGAGUCAGACGGCAGGGAAGUCUUCACCUGGAAUAUCUAUGGCGGUGUUAAGGACAUCAGAGCCACAUUCGGCGAUCUGAAGGAGUUCAUCUCCUGGCGAGUUGCAGUCAUGGAGCAAGCCCUAGCAGAACUCGAUCUCAACUCCGCGAAGGAGCCCAUCACACCCGAACACGAUCCUUGGAAGAUAUAUCAGGCCCAUGAUUAUAAAGGCAUCUCUUUUUUCCGCCAGUCGGCCGAGGUCAAGACAGCGUCUACCGAGACCAUCAAAGUUCUGGCAGACAACUAUCCGGAGCUGCUCAAGGAAAAGUUCUUCGUCAAUGUUCCGGCUAUCAUGGGCUUUGUAUAUACGUUCAUGAAGCUCUUCGUGGCGGCCAAGACAAUAAAGAAGUUCCAUCCGAUGGCCAAUAGUAUGAACAUGGUUCAUGAGUUUGGCUCCAGCAAGGUAUCGGAUCUUGGCAAGCAACUACCGCCGGACUACGGCGGUGAAGGGAAGGGGCUUAAGGAGGUCGGCAAGCAGGUCAACCUGGCAUAA
Molecule: messenger RNA, 882 nt
Organism: Cyphellophora attinorum
Lineage: Eukaryota; Fungi; Ascomycota; Eurotiomycetes; Chaetothyriales; Cyphellophoraceae
Product: Phosphatidylinositol transfer protein SFH5
Exons: 1
Coding region: 1-882 (293 amino acids)
Biological process (GO): Golgi to plasma membrane protein transport; regulation of exocytosis
Cellular component (GO): cytosol; plasma membrane; cortical endoplasmic reticulum
Molecular function (GO): phosphatidylinositol transfer activity
Source: RefSeq, a predicted model, not a curated record